AUGUCGUUCCCAACUAGGCGGGUAUCCGUAUCGACCAAGAGAAAGGGAACAGCGACGAGCUCAAAAGUGUCCACAGGACAUCGGGACAUCCGGGGAUCCUUUGCUUCUCCAGAACCGCAGGACACAAAACAACAGAGCUCCUCCACCCCCCAGCCUGCGCAACCUCGCCAAACCAAGCCUUUUCCAGAGACAUCGCCAGAAGACCCCAACAUAUUGAUAUCGAUCACACAACAUCAUCAAUCCACCCACUCGACGCCACCUGUCGUCUCGCCAAGCCGUUUAACUCGAAAGAGAGUCAAGCAGCAGCGUGAGCAAGAAUCAAAGCCGCCUUCAAUCGGGAACCCGACGCCACCAACCUUGAGGAAUACCAAGCGCAGGAAUUCACAAGCCCAACCUCCCAUUCUCGACAACGUUACUACACGCUGGCGCCACUUGACGAGAGGCAUACCCGCACCGGACGAGCUGGGAGAAUCAAAGGCCACGGAAAGCAAGAGUCGCAAAUUGACUGACUGCGAUACUACCAUGACUAUCCCCUUCGGUGCUCCGGGGCAAAAGACUGUCACACCAUCGGCUCCAGUUGGUGGCAACGAGAAAUGCUUCGGCCAGGAUGGCCCAAACGAGACGAUGGGGCUGCACCAGAUCGAGAGCAAGAGCAGCACCAGUCGGACCAAGAAGACGGCGACCCGAGGCCAAAGGUAA
Molecule: messenger RNA, 699 nt
Organism: Linnemannia hyalina
Lineage: Eukaryota; Fungi; Mortierellomycota; Mortierellomycetes; Mortierellales; Mortierellaceae
Source: the annotation of a GenBank genome assembly